Messenger RNA from Cylindrotheca closterium, 2127 nucleotides. The record is from the annotation of a GenBank genome assembly. Lineage: Eukaryota; Bacillariophyta; Bacillariophyceae; Bacillariales; Bacillariaceae.
AUGGACGAACUACUGGAUUUAAUGGACAAAGAGGAGCGUUCUCCUACAAACGAGAAUCAUCCACAGUUGAAUGACAAUGAUGAUGGCAUGGACGAACUGUUGGAUUUGAUGGAUGAUGAAUACGAAAAUGAAAACGCUGCUGCGACAUCGCAGUCACAAUCCUCUGCAUCAGCUGUACAAAGUAGUAAUCAAGCACAAGUAGUGACACCGCCACCAAAUAGCCUCGGACGACCCAAAUCUUCCACUCAGCAAAAUUCUCAACGAACGACAAAAUCCAAAUCCGUAUCGGGCAGCGUUGACAACAAGUUGGGCAUUCGAAUGAUGGAUCGACAGGUUUCCUCAGUCGAUCUGCUGGACAUGAUAUCGAUCAACCCCUAUUAUACACCAGCCGUAAUUAGCGCUAUGAAUCUGAACGCCUUGAGCCGCCUUUUGGUUGAACCUCCCAUCAACAUUGAUCCAGCAACUGUGACUGGCAAAAUGAAUAUGGUGACUGUGGGUAUUGUCUUUAGCAACACAGGUACCAAACAAACUGCAAAGGGUACAUCCUUCUGUAUCCUAGAAAUUGGAAAUUUUACCUCGGGCCCUUGUGUCACCGUCAUGUUGUUUGGAGAUGCAUACAGCAAAUAUGUUCGAACAUGUGGUAAAGGGAAGGUUGUGGCCAUUGUUAAUCCUAAUUUGUUACCUAUCCGAGAAGGAGACAAGACUCGCAUCGCGGUUACAGUCAACAAUACGAGUCAGUUCCAUCUAGUCGCCAAGGCCAUGGACUUUGGUAUCUGCAAGGGCACCACUCGAGUCAAGGGAAGCGAUGGAAAGUGGACAGCGAAUGGCAAUUGCAAAAACUGGGUCAAUAUGCAGGUCUGCGAAUUUUGUUUGCAUCAUCGCAAGCAACGAGAAAAAAAGUCGAAAACUACCAAUGCCGUUGGUGGAUCCUUGCAACAAUUACGAGCCGAAGGACAAUUGGCGGUAGCAAGCUCCCGAUUUGGAACCGCUGGCGCCAGCAAUCGUCUCACCAGUGGCCUGCAAUCGGUUCCAACACAAAUGAAAAAGACGCUGGCAGAUCAAAGGAAAAGUGUUGUCAUGCAACAAAGACAACAAGCGAGUGGGAGCAAUCGUUUCCUCAAUGGCGGCGGCACUUCCCGGCAGGUGGCAAGCAGUAGCACUUUAUCCACGCAACCACCACAAGUUGCUGCUCAAAGCGGCAACCGACUCCUCAGUGGGGGCGUCCCACGACAAAUGAGGAGUCAAAAAUUGUCCAAUGUAACAAACAGAGCGAAUCCUUAUAGCAAACAAAGCAACCUGGCGCCAACUCGAAAGCCCAAACCCAAGACUGGCAUUGUAGGAAAUGCCACCCUUCGUGGAGACGGAGACUGGUUUGAACAAGGAAGCAAACCAAAACCGGCCAAUUCCAGAUCUGGAUCCCUCGCCAAAUUGGCCAACAAGGCGGCCAAGAAGCGAAAGCUGGUCAAUACCGACGGUACUUCUGGCUUUAACGGGAGUGUCCCAGUUCCCAAACCCAGCCAACUAUUUGCUGGAGGCCAGAGACAAAUGCUUUCCAACUCCAGAGGACCCAAGAUGCCCGACCGGACCAAAUCCACCACUAGCAUCAUGGAAAGUCAAGCCAGACUUGCGAAGAUGAGGCAACUGGCAGAGGACGACAAGAAGAAACAUCUAACUGGAAAAUCCAAAACAUCAUCGAAAAAAGGUGCAUUGUCGAGUAAGGAUUCCUUCUAUGCCAAUGUCGGAGACAUUGAUUUGGAAAAGGUCAGGAAUACCAAGAGCAAAUUUGCUAGGGAAGUGGAGGCCGAGGAAUACGCCAAGAGUCGUCAAAAGGUGGUCGAAUUGGAAAAGUUGGAAGGGACCAAGAACGCCGCCAAAAAGCGUCAAGACAUCGAAACCAAGAGCUUUACCGUGGAAUACUUCUGCAAGACUUGCGGUACCCAUAGUGUAUUUCUCCCGAACAGUUGCGUGAAUGCCAAGCAUAAUGUCAAAAAGAGACGCAAAUUGGCUCAACAACAGACCAAGGAAGCCAAACGAACAAAGUUGCAUCAGAAGAGUGCGGCCGAUGGCGGAUUGCGAUUGGGUGCGGGUAACGAAUGGGCUCGCCAUAUGAAGGACUUUCAUAGUUAA